Molecule: messenger RNA, 1053 nt
Organism: Antechinus flavipes (yellow-footed antechinus)
Lineage: Eukaryota; Metazoa; Chordata; Mammalia; Dasyuromorphia; Dasyuridae
Product: beta-1,3-galactosyltransferase 2-like
Exons: 1
Coding region: 1-1053 (350 amino acids)
Cellular component (GO): membrane
Molecular function (GO): N-acetyl-beta-D-glucosaminide beta-(1,3)-galactosyltransferase activity
Source: RefSeq, a predicted model, not a curated record
AUGAAGUUGAUCAGGAGGCAUCUGGUAAGGGGAGCUCUGUUGAGCACAGUCUUUGGGGGGCUGCUACUACUGCUGGGGGGUCAGUUUGUAGAUUUUGGGACUCCUUCCUUGGAUCUGAUGCCGUUGGACUCCACAGAACUAGUUGAAAAUACUUUGAAUCUUUCUCUAAGGAAGUUUGAGUGGCAGGUUCAGACACCACAUCCCUUGCAGCUGAAGUACCCUUACUCCUACCCUUUUCUACUCAAUCACCCUGACAAGUGUGAGGGUCCCCGAGGUGCCCCCUUCCUGCUCAUGCUGGUGAUGACCCAACCCCAGGAUGUGGGGAGACGCCAAGCCAUCCGGGAAACUUGGGGCAAUGAGACUUUAGAACUAGGUGUGAUCAUCCGACGCCUUUUUGUUCUUGGUCUGCCCCCACCCCUGUUCACCAAGGAACUUCAUGAACUCCUCCAAGAAGAGGACAGGGAGCAUGGGGAUCUCCUCCAGGUGGGCUUCCUGGAUACCUAUCGCAACUUGACUCUCAAGGUCCUCAUGGGUCUGGAGUGGAUGGCCCAGUACUGUCCCGAUGCCCGCUAUGUGCUCAAGGUGGACAGUGAUGUCUUUCUAAACCCCAGCUUUCUGGUACAGCAGGUGCUUCAGCCCAAUGGACCUCCACGGCCUGACUUUAUCACAGGUUACAUCUAUAGAAAUAAAGGACCUAUUCGGAGUCCAGAUCACAAGUGGUACAUGCCUCCAGAAUUGUACUUGCAGGACAUAUAUCCCCCCUUCUGUGGAGGUCCUGGCUAUGUUCUGUCUGGAUCCUUAGCCCUCAGGAUUCUGGCUCUAGCCCAAACUCUCAAGGUCAUCUCUUUAGAGGAUGUCUUUGUGGGCUUGUGCCUACAGCAGCUCGGGGUGAAGCCCACUCCUCCUCCCCCUGGAUCCUUUCUGGUGUUUCGAAUUGCAUAUGAACACUGUGUCUACCACCAACUUGCCCUUGUUCAUGGAUUCCAGCCCCAGGAGCUGCUGCAAAUUUGGCAAGACUUCCAGACAGCCAAUAAAAUCUGCCCCAUGGCAUGA